Mizuhopecten yessoensis (Yesso scallop) is the source of this 3451-nucleotide messenger RNA. RefSeq names its product carbohydrate sulfotransferase 15-like. The record is from RefSeq and is a predicted model, not a curated record. Gene Ontology annotation, molecular function: N-acetylgalactosamine 4-sulfate 6-O-sulfotransferase activity. Gene Ontology annotation, biological process: hexose biosynthetic process. The coding region runs from base 93 to 1307 and encodes 404 amino acids. The transcript is spliced from 8 exons. NCBI's taxonomy places the organism in Eukaryota, Metazoa, Mollusca, Bivalvia, Pectinida, Pectinidae.
GGAUAUACACGUACUACUGUGUUUUGGUUCAUCCUCGCUGUUCAUUGUUCAUUGUACAGCGGACCACGACUUAGCUCAGAACAGGUUCCACCAUGGUGUUACGGGGGCACGUGGCUUUGACGGUCGUAACGGUAGCAGCCCUCGUAUCGGUGAUCUUGUUGGCACAUAGCUUUGAGUAUAACGCUGUUCCAAGACCAGCCGGCUUGGAAUACAUCAAACAAAAACCAGACCGUAAAGUUAUGAAGCCCAUUUGUCCCCCGAACCAGACUUUAUCCGGUGUGGAGGAUCUGCUAUGUAUGAAAAUUCCAACGUUCAUGUCAGACUACAAGAACCCUUGUUGGCGGAGAAAAGACGGACAGCUUAGAUGCUUGCCUUAUUUCAUGCUCAUCGGUAUGGACAAGUCCGGGUCUAGUGAUUUGUUUGACCGGAUAACCAAACAUCCGGAUAUUCUAGGGAACGGUGGUGAAAUAGGAAAAGAAACAUGGUGGUGGAGCUGGUCACGUUACGGAUAUAAUUUGAUAAACAGAGUCAAGACACAGAAGUUUGAGGAUUAUUUAAACCUUUUCAAACAUUCCACCCAGACGAUCAACUCCCCCAACAAGACAGACAGCAAUGGUUUCCAUUUCGCCAUCACGGGAGACGGCACACCGAUGGACGCCUGGGAUUUCCGAGGUUGGACUCAGAUUCCGCAAAACAAGGGUCUGCAGGAACCGAAAUUUUUAACGCCAGACCUAGUCCAACACGUUAAUAAAAACAUGAAACUUAUCAUCAUAAUGAGGAAUCCGAUAGAAAGGCUUUACUCAGAUUACUUUUUCCUGAAAUUGGCCGGGCAAUCCUCAGAGGCUUUCCAUAACUCUGUGGUCGCUUCCAUUGACAUCCUGGGUAAAUGUCUGAGCAGACACCCUAUGUUGACAUGCCUAUCGGGUACAAAAGAACACCAAUGCUGGAAUAGAGCGGCUCGGAUCCACAUUGGGUUCUACUCCGAAUAUGUUCUGGAGUGGCUAAGAGUGUUUCCACGGGAUCAGAUCCUUUUCCUCCGUACAGAGGACUACUCUGCCGACCUCAGUGGUCAUCUGGCUAAAGUAUUCAGCUUCCUUGGGUCACGUCCGUUAACAGCAUCGGAAAUAACGUCAUACGGAAUAGACUUGAAAACCAAAAAGCACGUAACACAAAGCAAGAAAACAAAGGGCCCCAUGCUGGAGAAAACUAGAGCGAUACUGUCCACACUGUACGAACCUUAUAACAAAAAACUGGCCAACAUCUUGCAGGACAAUCGGUUCUUAUGGAAAGACAGUAAGGCUAGAUGAUUGCAAAGGACAAUCAAAUGAGGCCUGGUAAAGAGAAGAUGUAUGAUGUGCCUUGCGUCAUGUGGGGUUCACGCCGUACGUCUUGUGGGACUCAAGCCGUACGUCAUGUGGGUUCCACACGGCAAAAUGAUGGAAUAGACAUUCCACUAUACAACAGUUGUGGUACUUCGGGAAGUACAAGCCGUUGAAACCAUACCACAAAAAGACAUAGUGUGAUUCUAGUCCUGAACAGGAAUGGAAACAUUAUCGAACAGCGAUUGGAGUCCUCGUGCAAGGUGUGAACACAGUUCUAUUGACGUCGAUUCGUUUUAACAGUUCUGUUCACGUCAAUGUGUGUCAACAGUUCUGUUAACGUCAAUCUGUGUCAACAGUUCUGUUGACAUCAGGGUGUGUCAACAGUUCUGUUGACGUCAAGGUGAGUCAACAGUUCUGUUAACGUCAAGGUGUUUCAACAGUUCUGUUGACGUCAGGGUGUGUCAACAGUUCUGUUGACGUCAAGGUGUGUCAACAGUUCUGUUGACGUCAAGGUGUGUCACUCCAGGGCACUUGUAUAGGCAUUGAUGAAACCCGUUACCAUCGUUCAAUCCAAGGCACGCGAAAAGAUAUUUAUGAAUGACGUACAUUGUAGCUUACGUUCAGUCGAAGGCACGUGUAAAGACAAUUAUGUAUGCAUAGCCUACGCUUACUCCAAGGCACGUGUAAAUGUUUCUAUGUACGAUGUAACCAUCGUUCAGUCGAAGGCAUGUGUAAAGUAUCUAUGUACUAUGUAACCAACGUUCAGUCCAAGGCACGUGUUAAAACAAUUAUGUAUGCAUAUCCACUGAUCACUCCAAGGUACGUGUAGAAGUAUCUCUGUAGGAUGUAACCACCGUUCAGUCCGAGGCAUGUGCUGAGGCAUUUCUUUUACAAGCCGUAGCCACCAUCAGGUUCAUGUUCAUGACAUUUGUAUAGACAAUAUAUGACGUGUAUAACCGGGAACUGCGGUAAUCACCUGCCGAAAAGAUUACUAAUAUAGCUUUCAUUAUCAAAUUGAAUGAUGUUUUGUAAAACUGAAUUAUCAAAAUCUCCUGUCGUAUGGGUACUCUGUAUAAACUGUGAAAUUUAACUGAAUGAGAAAGACCACCUAAAAACCGAAAAAAAACCGCUACCAUAUCAUACCACGUUAGCACAGAAGGCUUGGGACAUGAAAAAAAUGGUUGAACAUGAUAUUACAAAGUUUUAAUACCAAGUGAGAACGGGUUUUUAUUCUAUAGGGAAAUUGCUCAAGGCAUUACAGGGGUUGCAUGCCAAGUUAGAAUGGGUUUUUAUCCAAAUGGAAAAACUGUUAAGACACUAAAGUUUUCUACCUCGUCAGCGCUCUAGCCAUAGCAAAAGCAACUCAGUGGUGAAAAAAUGGCUGUAUUUACGUGAUGGUUUUCUGUAUGAAAUGACUUCUCUGGAACGACAAGAAAAACACAUGAGAUCAUCUUAACAAAACAGUGCGAUAUCCUUACCAUGUGCAUUAUGAUAUAUAUGUUGGUCAUCAAAAAAGGGUAAAGUUCUGUUCGGUAGCGUAGAUAAUGUUUCUACAUGGAGAGAGACAUAAAAAGGAAAUAGAUACAUUGCUCAUAUAAUACACCUGCAGAAAUAAAAUAACUUUGAGAUAUGUACAUCGAUAGUUAGGAUACACGCUUAACGAAAGUGGAAGUAAAACCGUGACUACAAUACCAGGUAAUCUGUUAACAACAAAUCGGAGAGGGAGUGAGAGAUAAUAUAUAAGGUACAGGACAUUCGGAAAAUGCUGAGAUAAAGGUAACUAUUUGUUUUCAUGUAAUCCAAAGAACAUACCCAUUCCCAUAUUCCUGUGUAGACAUGCUUUUUCUGAAAAACCCCAAACAGAACAUAGUGCUUGAUAGACAUUAACAGAAACAAGGAAUCGAACGACAAACUUAUGAGAGAAGUUAUCUAUUAUGUUUUUAGUUUUUAAAUGUUGUCGCUGUGUUGUUUAUGGCUUGUACGAUAGUAACCAAUGCCAAUGUACAUGUAACAUUUGUUAUCUAGAAAUAGAUACCUAUAUAAAAGUAUACCAAUGUCAACCAGUUAGCUAUCUUACCAUGUACUGUUAUAGUUUAAUAUGUGUGUACAAUAAAACCUGUCGAUAUCAC